GGCCUGCGGAGCCCACGCGGGUCCGCGGAGCGGCGUGGGGAGCCGGGCGCACGGACGCACGGACGCGCUCGGCCCGGCCGGAGGCAGCGGCGCGGGCUGCGGGCCAGGAGCUCCAGAGGGCGGGGCGGUCCAGCGCCCGCUGUGCCCCCCAGUCCUGCCUGAGUGGAACCGAGGGCCGGCCACUGUCCACUCCCCACGCCCGCUCUGCCCUCUGGCCCAGCCAUGGCACCCCUGCUCGCCCUGUUCCUGGUGGCCCUGGCGGGCCUGCCUCUGGCCCAGUCCCUGGACUGCCACGUGUGUGCCUACAACGGCGAGAACUGCUUCAACCCCAUGCGCUGCCCCUCCAUGGUCACCUACUGCAUGACCACGCGCACCUACUACACCCCCACCAGGAUGAAGGUGAGCAAGUCCUGCGUGCCCAGCUGCUUCGAGACCGUGUACGAUGGCUACUCCAAGCACGCCUCCACCACCGUCUGCUGCCAGUAUGACCUCUGCAACGGGGCCGGCCUGGCCUCCGCCGGGGCCCCCGCCCUCGUCCCCGUGCUCCUGGCCACCCUCUGGGGCCUGCUCUGAGCCCCGCUGCCCUCCGCGGAGCACCCUCCGCGGAGCUCCCUGCCGCUCCGACCCCCAGCCACGUCUGGGACGGCGGCCGAGGACCUGGGCCUCCAGCCCCAGCCCCGCCCUGAGCCCUCCCUCGGGCCGCCCCCCGCCACGGCCACGCUGUCCUUGUCAAACGGCGGGCGUGGGCCUGCCCUUCCGGAGGCUUCAGCCCUCCGUCCGCCCGGGAUGGGUGCCCAGCGUGCUGUGCUAUUUAUGGGGGCCUCGGGGCGCCCCCCUUCCUGGCAGCCCUGGGGG
Messenger RNA from Pipistrellus kuhlii (Kuhl's pipistrelle), 855 nucleotides. RefSeq names its product ly-6/neurotoxin-like protein 1. The coding region runs from base 223 to 573 and encodes 116 amino acids. The transcript has 4 exons. The record is from RefSeq and is a predicted model, not a curated record. Lineage: Eukaryota; Metazoa; Chordata; Mammalia; Chiroptera; Vespertilionidae.